AUGAAUGAAGAAGAAGCUCUUGAGCUCUUCAGUUGGCAUGCCUUUCAAAAUUAUUCUCCUAAGGAAGACUAUAUCGAACUCUCAAGAAGAGUGGUUACUUACUGUGGAGGUUUACCGCUGGCUCUUGAAGUUUUAGGGUCUUUCCUCUUUGGAAGGAGCAUAGGAGAUUGGAAUAGCACACUGAAGAAAUUGGAAAAAUUUCCUGAUGACAAAAUUCAGUCAAAGCUCCGAAUAAGCUUUGAUGCACUUGAGGAGUGGCAGAGGCACAUAUUCCUCCACAUAUGUCGUUUCUUCAUUGGAAUGGACAAAAACCAUGUCAUAAAAAUACUGGAAGGCUGUGGUCUUGCUGCAGGUGUAGCCAUUAGUGUCCUCUCUGAACGCUGCCUCGUAACUGUUAAUGAAAAAGACAAGGUAAUGAUGCAUGAUUUGCUUCGAGACAUGGGCAGAGAAAUUGUUCGUCAAGAAUCCCCGAACCACCCUGAAAGACGUAGUAGAUUGUGGCGUGAGGAAGAUGUAAUAGAUGUUUUGAGAUAUGAAUCUGGAACUGAAGAGACUGAAGGACUCGCUCUAAAUUUGCAAAGAUCUGGCAGCAUGACUUUCAGUACAGAAGCAUUUAGAAACAUGAGGGAACUGAAAUUGCUCCAACUCAAGAAUGUACUACUCUCUGGAGCAGUCAACAAGCUUCCCAAAAAGUUAAGAUGGCUCUGCUUGCGAGGAUCCUCUGAUUUCUCUCUGAUCACUGAAGAUAAGUUUCUGGAUGCAAUUUACCUGGUUUCUAUGGACCUGCGGUACAACCGUCCCGCACAAUAUUGGGAGUAUUUCAGGCGGCUUGGUCCUCUUUGGGCAUUGCAAAAGAUUGACAGGUCCAUUGGACUUCUUUCUCAACUUGCCUUGCUAAAUCUUAAAGGCUGCACUAAGCUCAAGGACCUUCCGGAGGAUUUUUAUAUGUUGCGUUCUGUUAGGACUCUUGUUCUUUCUGGCUGUUCGAAAUUUGAGAAAUUAAGCAAGCAUAUAGGAAAAAUGGAUUCUUUGAGAACUCUUGUUAUAAGUGGCACAGCCAUAAGUGAAGUACCAUCCUCUAUAGAUAAGAUGAGGAACCUGGACUUUUCAUCUCGACAAGGCCUGAAGGGACUAAAACGAUUUACCCAGGAUGAGAUAUCAGGACCUAGCCAGGACGAGACAUCAGGACCUAGCGAGGAUGAGACAUCAGGACCUAGCGAGGAUGAGAGACUUGCUUUUGCUUGGCAAUUAACUAGGCCUUUUUUAAGAGCCAUGGGGCUGGGGGCCUAG
Molecule: messenger RNA, 1290 nt
Organism: Rosa chinensis
Lineage: Eukaryota; Viridiplantae; Streptophyta; Magnoliopsida; Rosales; Rosaceae
Product: disease resistance protein RUN1-like
Exons: 4
Coding region: 1-1290 (429 amino acids)
Biological process (GO): defense response
Molecular function (GO): ADP binding
Source: RefSeq, a predicted model, not a curated record